Molecule: messenger RNA, 2682 nt
Organism: Anoplopoma fimbria (sablefish)
Lineage: Eukaryota; Metazoa; Chordata; Actinopteri; Perciformes; Anoplopomatidae
Gene: pnpla2
Product: patatin-like phospholipase domain containing 2
Biological process (GO): positive regulation of triglyceride catabolic process; triglyceride catabolic process; lipid homeostasis
Cellular component (GO): cytoplasm; lipid droplet; membrane
Molecular function (GO): triacylglycerol lipase activity
Source: RefSeq, a predicted model, not a curated record
CACAACUUUACUAGAUAUUUAACUGUCGCAGGGCUGCUUUUUUUUGUCACAUUAGAUUUGAGCUGCUACAUAAGGAAUUUUUAACUUCUAACUUUAUCUAGAAAGCUUAAAACAGAUAGCAGACAAAGUGAUCCUAAGGAAAGCAUGCACGUUGUUUAACCUGUGACCUUAGCCCUACUUCACCGGCCACCGGUAUGUUUCCCUUAGACUCGCCGUGGAACAUCUCGUUUGCAGGCUGUGGCUUCCUCGGGAUCUACCACGUCGGUGUGGCCAGCUGUCUGCUGGAAGAGGCUCCUUUCCUGGUGCAGAACGCCAGGCACGUAUAUGGGGCAUCAGCUGGAGCUCUCACCGCCACUGCGCUGGUCACUGGGGUGUGUCUUGGGGAGGCUGGUGCAAGCAUCAUCGAUGUUGCCAAAGAGGCGAGGAAGCGGUUCCUCGGACCCAUGCAUCCUUCAUUUAACCUGGUGAAGAUUGUGCGUCACAUGCUGCGGCGUACUCUGCCACCUGACUGCCACCUUAUUGCCAACGAGCGGUUGGAAUCUCUUACCCGAGUGACGGAUGGAGAAAAUGUCUUGGUGUCACACUUCAACAGCAAGGAGGAGCUGGUGCAGGCGUGUGUCUGCAGCGCCUACAUCCCAGUGUAUUGUGGCUUCAUUCCUCCCACACUGCAAGGAGUGCGAUACGUCGACGGAGGAAUCUCAGACAACCUGCCUCAGUAUGAGCUGAAAAAUACCAUCACUGUGUCCCCGUUCUCCGGAGAGAGCGACAUCUGCCCCCGAGACACCUCCGCCAACAUACACGAGCUGCGAUUCACCAACACAAGCAUCCAGUUCACUCUCACCAACCUCUACAGAGUCUCCAGGGCACUUUUCCCUCCGGACCCAAUGGUUAUGAAGACCAUGUGUAAACAGGGAUAUAAAGAUGCUCUGCACUUUUUAAAGAGGAAUGGAUUGCUUUAUUUCAACGGACCUCGCAGAGAGCUGGCGCUGCUGGGUAAUGGUGAAGAAAAUGAAGACUGUGAUGAGGAGGAGGAGGAGGAGGAGGAGGAAAAUGCAAGUGAUGAAGACGAGGAAAAUCCAAAACUGGAAGAGGGAGCAGUCAUGGUUCGUCGCAGUUCAUUAAUAGAGGAGCAUAUCAUCCAACACCUUCCACCGAUUCUGCACCAAGCUCUAGUUGAGGCCUGCAUGGAGAGGAGGAGCCUGAUGCAGUCGCUAAGCAACCUGCUUCCUGUCAGAAUGGCCUCAGCCAUGAUGCUCCCCUACACGCUGCCUCUGGAGUCGGCGGUGUCCAUGACUCUCAGACUUCUGGAGUGGCUGCCAGAUGUGCAAGAAGAUGUUGGAUGGAUUCGAGAUCAGCUGUUAAAAGUCCUACAGCAUGUUGUUUGCCAGGCCUCCAAAAACAUUUCCCGGAAUGUUUCUGCCAAGUUUUACUGGCAGCUGGAGCUUCACCACUACCAGUCCCUCCCAUCCGCCAUCAGCUCCACCAGCCUGUUUCCCAACUGGGUUAAUGAAAGCAGUUCUUCAGUUCUGGAUGUCUUCAUGCGUCUGGACCAGUACAAGAAGCAGCUGCUGUCGGGGAUGCUGUGCAUCAACAUGGACCUGCAAGGCUCCUUCAAAACUGGACUAAUGUCACCAGACAAGAGUCCUCCCUCCAGCUUGUCCCCUGAAGGCCUCACAAUGGUUGUGGUUGAUAUUCCACCUGCGGUCGACUCUGGAGAACCCUGACAGGUUUCUGAGAGGUUCAGAUUCAGAUUUUAACAUUUGUUUAAACCCUGUAAUUUAAUUUUUUUUUUUAGAUGCCAGGAAGACAUUUGUAAUCAAAGAGCCCUUUUGUAUAGUUGUUGGAAAUGUUAAUAAUUUACCAUAUUUACAAUUAUUGUGUUAAAUAUUUUUGACUUAUGCAUGACACUGAAAUAAGUCUUUAACUGCAUUAUAAACAGGCAAGCCCAUAGACACUGUGCUGUAGGUCUACAGAUGGACAUUUAAACUCAGCAAAUGUGCUCAAACAUGUACAAAUUCCUGGACGUUUCGUACCUGAAGUAGCAUUUUUAAAAUAGGUGAAUGUUAAUGUUUUUGUGGAAUGUAGUCGGACUUGUAGUCAAGUACAGUGUUCCUCCUGCAUCCCGUUAUGAGCUCUGAGUCACUUUUGACCAUUGGAUGUACCAAUCUGUUUGUUACAGGUAGUAACUCCAUUUAUUGAUGCAAGUGUCAAUGCAGUAUUCUGAAAAAAUGUUGGCUUUAUGAUACUUGGUUUGUAUGAAUGUCAAUGUAUUGUAAAUUUACAGGUAUUUAUAUGAAAAAUACAAAAACAGCUCUGCUCUGUUCACCCAAUCAUAGAACAGUGUUUUUAUCAUCUUGAUUUACUCACGUGUGAAUUUAGAUUUCAUUUAAAAUCUACACAGUAUUGAAUUUCUGCUUAAAAAUCCAAAAAUUACAUUUAAUGCUAACAGUAAAUUAAAAAAAGAUUCUAUUUCAAUUUCAAUAUCAAAGAAUUUAAUCUGAAUUGUACUUUGAGUUAACUAGAUAAUAACCUACAUGUUAUACUGUGUAGUACAAUAAAUUCUAACUGUUGUGCUUUGAACUUCAAUUAAAUAAUUGUUAGGUGAAUCUAGCACAUUGUCAAAAUGUUGAAGGGAAUAACAUUUAUGUUAUCUUUGAAUAAACUGAGAUUGUUUAACAUUGA